Messenger RNA from Rotaria socialis, 297 nucleotides. The record is from the annotation of a GenBank genome assembly. NCBI's taxonomy places the organism in Eukaryota, Metazoa, Rotifera, Eurotatoria, Philodinida, Philodinidae.
AUGCGUGCAACAUUGAUCAAUAGUCUGUUAUGUUGUUUUUUCAUCGUUCUUCUCGGUAUAAUAUGUUUGUCGAGUGCAUCAAUUGAUAAUGAUGAAUAUUCUCUUGAUACGGACUGGAUGGACUACAGCAGUUUUCAUCCAGUACAUGCACUCGAGGACCGUGCAAUUCACUCACGAUUUUGGAAACGUCCUCGACAUCGUCACUUCUGGAAGCGAUCACUGGUUGAACCAUCAAUGCAAAAUGAUAAUACGGUUAAAUCUGUUUCUAAACAGCUUCAACAACAGAAUAAACAUUGA